Messenger RNA from Meira miltonrushii, 1630 nucleotides. Its product is annotated as DnaJ-domain-containing protein. The transcript has a single exon. Lineage: Eukaryota; Fungi; Basidiomycota; Exobasidiomycetes; Exobasidiales; Brachybasidiaceae. Bases 17 to 1525 code for a protein of 502 amino acids. The record is from RefSeq and is a predicted model, not a curated record.
CACAACAACGAGAAAGAUGACAUCAACACAGACAACAGCAUCUUCAUCUUCGGCUGCAGGACCAGGAUUAGUGAUUGAUUCACGGCCAAAGGAAUCUUACACUCAGGUAACGUGCCCUUAUCCUAAUUGCAAGGCGAUCAUUGAAUAUGCGCAACCUUCAACUACCACUCUGGCAGGAUUGCCAAUUACAGAAACAUCAUUUAGAGUAACAUGCUGUAAAUGUAAACAGAGGUUUGAACCACCAGGAGCACCUAGACUGAUACGUGAGGCAAGACAAAAUGGCGGAAAAGAGAAACCAAAGGUGAACAAAAGACGAAUUGGAACGGACGAUAGACCGUUGGAUAUGACAUAUUAUGAUGUGUUAGGGCUACCAGCAACAGCUACACAGGAAGAGAUCAAAAAGGCAUACAGAAAGCUGGCAAUCAAGUUACAUCCUGACAAAAAUCCAAACGAUCCUGAAGGAGAAGAAAGAUUCAAAACAUUAGCGACUGCUUAUCAAGUUUUAUCCGAUCCCGAAUUACGACACAAAUACAACGAAUUCGGAGCGCAAACGCCUGGCUUGGUGCCGGAAGAUGGAUUCGUUGAUCCUGAGGAAGUGUUUGGAUCGCUUUUCGGCGGAAAGAGAUUCCAAGAUAUUAUCGGUACGAUUAGUAUUGGUAAAGAUAUGAAAGAGGCACUUCAGCAAGAUUCAGAAGACUUGGAACGUGCUGCGAAUAAUGAGGAACAACAAGCGCAAAACGGAAAGACUGAUGAUUCUUCUCUAGCUCACACGAAUGGCGACUCAAAAGGCGAAGGAAAGACUGUUGGCAAGAAAGAUGCAGGUUUAACGCCCGAACAAAAAGCUGCCAAAGAAGAACGUGAACGUAAACGAGAUGAAGAACGUGCACGUCAACGGGAAGAAAGAGUAGGAAAGUUGGCCGAAAAUUUGAUUCGAAAAGUGAGCGUGUAUACGGAAAGUGUAAGAAAUGCAAAUGAUGCCGAUUUAGAACGUCAAGUUGCACAAAGUUUCCGAGAAAUCACACGAAUUGAAGCAGAGGAACUCAAGCAGGAGAGCUAUGGAGUUGAAUUAUUGCACGCUGUUGGAUUUGUGUAUGUUGCCAAAUCAAAGCAUUAUUUGGCAUCAACGGGUAUUCUGUGGGGAAUCGGAGGAGUGUUCCAUUCGGCAGCAUCUUCCUACCACGUCGUUCGCGAGACAGUGAGCACGGUACGAGCAGCAUUGGAGCUCAAGCAAGUGUUUGAGGAACUUGCUGUCGCUGAAGAGAAGGGAAUCACAGAAGAACGCAAGAAGCAAUUAGAAGAAGCAGCAGCUCAAAAAGGAAUGAGAGCAUUAUUCAAAGGUGCUAAAUUGGAAGUGGAAUCGAUCAUUCGUGAAGUUGCAGAAAGAGUUCUUUAUGAUCAAAAUGUUAGCAAAGAAACACAAAGAUUACGUGCAACAGCUCUUGGAAUCGUUGGGGAAGUUUAUGCAAGCGUCAAAGCAGAUACGAAAAAUUUAGAUGAUGAAAGUUAUGUCAAAAUAGACCCUUGAUUAGGCAUGUAUGUAUGUUUACAGGGAUGAUGUGUCUAAUUGAUUAAUUUGUACUUUUACCUAGCAGUAAUCUUUUGAGAUAUUGAACCGUUCAAAUGUGAGAUU